CCUCACUUUCAGUUACAGAGGUGAACCAACUUUGAAGACCAUUGUCCUUCCGUGUUGUUCAAAGCUGUAGACCUGCGGUAUGAGCCACUGAUGGUUAAGUGAAUUGUAAAUGCCAAUGGUCAGAACAUUGAUUUUGUGCUGAUGAAUCAGACAAUUUAACAGGCCUUCAAGGCUUCACAAAAUAUUCUGACUUGUACUGACUACUGUACUGUACAUGUAACUGUAGCUCCAUACUGUAACUUAGAUCUGCAAAAGACUGGCGAUAGGCUUACUCUGUGAACAUGGAAAUCAUAGUUUUGAAAGUGAUUGUACUGUGUUCAUUAUUUAUCUCAUGCCUCGUUGCAAGUUUGUUACCCCUGAAGUUUGUCAACGUUGCCAUUAAGCGUGGGGCUGGUGCCAACCGCAGACAUUUCGUCGAGCGAGUGCUGCGAUUUCUGAACUGUUUCGGCGGAGGGGUGUUUCUCGCGACGUGUCUUCUGGAUCUGCUGCCCGAUGUGGAGCGCCAGCUCAGCGACGUGUUCGCGCUGCUCGACGUCCGGACGGACUUCCCCAUUGCGGAGUUCAUAACCGCCGUGGGAUUGUUCCUGAUUCUCAGCGUGGAGCAGAUCGCGUACGACUGCAAGGAAAGAGCAAGCAGGGGGAAAGACGAGGGUGCGGUGGUGAGAGUCGAGGAAAACAACAAAGAGAAAUCCGGGGAUAAUGCGAGUCAGCUGAUACAAGAUGACAGCGAGACCAGCCCUCUUUUGAAUCAUGGUGCUCCGAGGCAGAGUAGCCCAUCUCACCAUAGGCCCACCACUGAUACUGAUAGUGACAGUGAAGGAAGUAUCAAUCAUCCAAGCCGCAACCUUGGGCACAGCCACGGUACCCAAAUUGACGGCACGGACGCGUUAAUCCAACACACCGACAACCACGACAUGGUUACCAGUUCCGCGUUUCGCUCCUUACUCCUCCUCCUCGCGCUCUCCCUGCACUCCGUCUUUGAAGGUCUCGCGCUGGGCCUGCAGAACGACGUCGCUCAACUUCUCGGCAUCUUCACCGCGGUCCUCAUCCACAAGACCAUCUUGGCGUUGAGUCUGGGCAUCAAUUUUGUCCAGAGUAACCUCCGACCGCGCACCGUCAUCCAGUCCAGCAUCUGUUUCGCUAUCAUGGCUCCCAUCGGGAUCGGUAUAGGCAUCCUGGUGGAUCAGACAUACAGCAGCACAGCUCGUGACCUCAUUAGCGGCAUCUUACAAGGCUUAGCGACGGGGACCUUCUUGUACAUCACGUUCUUUGAAGUGCUUCCGAUGGAGAUGAGCCAACCGGGAGAUAGACUUCUCAAAGUCCUUUGCGCUAUCGUUGGAUUUAGUUUAAUAGUUGGUACAUUGUUCCUAGACCCUACUAUCACUCAGCCAACUACUCCCUAGUUUAAAAAAAGCUUUUCCAGAUGUGGCUAAUAUUUAGAGUGCUUCCAUGUCCUAAACAGACCUUUGUAGAAUUUGAGCGAUUGAUUCACAAUGCAGUGCGCAACUAAGACAAAGAGUUUGCCACGGAG
Messenger RNA from Patiria miniata (bat star), 1531 nucleotides. RefSeq names its product zinc transporter ZIP3-like. Bases 282 to 1403 code for a protein of 373 amino acids. Lineage: Eukaryota; Metazoa; Echinodermata; Asteroidea; Valvatida; Asterinidae. The record is from RefSeq and is a predicted model, not a curated record. The transcript has a single exon. Gene Ontology annotation, molecular function: zinc ion transmembrane transporter activity. Gene Ontology annotation, biological process: zinc ion transmembrane transport. Gene Ontology annotation, cellular component: plasma membrane.